AUGGCCCCCAGGAGGGUUAUUAUAGAUACGGACCCUGGUGUCGACGAUGUUGUUGCUAUGCUCCUGGCGUUUUCCGCUUUGCCAGAAGAGCUUGAGGUCUUGUUGCUGUCUGUGACAUACGGCAACAUUGAUGUGCAAAAUUGUCUUCGGAAUGUGGUGUCCCUAUUCUUCCACAUUGAGAAAGAAAUCGAAUGGCGCAAGUCACAAGGAAAGACAUUAGGCUUCGAUGGACUUCGAAAGCAGAAGCCUCUUGUUGCCAUUGGACCAGAACAUCCUCUUGCUGAUCAGCUAUUGAUGGCUGACUUCUUCCAUGGCACCGAUGGGCUUGGGGGAAUCCACGAAACGCACCCACGCUUUACACCUGCAGAGACUUGGAAGCAAUUGUUCACGCAAGCCGGGAGCAGCCAAAGCCCUGCUGACCGUAUCAUUUCGACCGAAUUGCAAAAUGCAAACGCAAUGUUCACUCCAUCUCAAGCACCAGCAGACGAAGAGAUUCUUCGGCUUCUCCGCGAUAAUGAGCCAGACACGAUAACGAUUGUCGCUAUUGGACCAUUGACGAACCUCGCGCUUGCGGCUGCAAAGGAUACGGAAACCUUUCUCAGAGCGAAAGAGAUAGUUGUCAUGGGUGGAACGAUAUUCGAGCACGGCAAUAUUACUCCUUGCGCCGAGUUCAACACAUUUGCGGAUUCGUACGCUGCGGCUCGCUUGUAUGCACUCACCUCCCCAAACCCGAGCUCUACCAUGCCGCCUGCCCCUCCAGCGCCUGCAGGUCAGCCAGAAGGACAACAUCCUCCACCUUAUUUGGCGCCAUACCCAGAGAACCUUUCGCGGCGGUUGAAAGUAACUCUCUUUCCGCUCGACAUAACCGAGCAACACAUCCUCUCAAGAGGAACUUUCAGGAAGUUCCUUGAACCUCAGGUUGCCGCUGGAAGUCCUCUUGCUGACUGGGCUGCUGCAUUCUUGACUGCCACAUUCCACAAGGUUGAGUCGCUACAGCAGAACCUCUCUGGAGAUGCGGUUGGAUUGCAAUUGCAUGAUCCACUGACUAUUUGGUACUGCAUGGCGACCACUCUUACAGGUAAGUCCACAUCAAUCUUUAAGGAUGAAGACUUGCGAGUCGAGACUUCUGGUCAAUGGACUCGCGGGAUGUACGUUAUUGAUCGCCGGACACGUAAGAAGCUCGAAGAAGGGGAUCCAGAGGCUGGUAGUGACCAUGGCAAGUGGUUGAGCGUGAAAAGUGGGAAUCGUCUUGACCGAUGCAUCGGAAGCCCUCAGACGAGCGGGCAGCAGCCAUUUGGAGAGUUUCUGUUGCAGCGAGUCUUCGGCAUCGAGACAUGA
This is a messenger RNA of Pseudocercospora fijiensis CIRAD86, 1338 nucleotides long. RefSeq lists its product as uncharacterized. Gene Ontology annotation, cellular component: cytosol. The record is from RefSeq and is a predicted model, not a curated record. Gene Ontology annotation, molecular function: purine nucleosidase activity. Gene Ontology annotation, biological process: purine nucleoside catabolic process. Bases 1 to 1338 code for a protein of 445 amino acids. NCBI's taxonomy places the organism in Eukaryota, Fungi, Ascomycota, Dothideomycetes, Mycosphaerellales, Mycosphaerellaceae. The transcript is spliced from 6 exons.